GCUGAAGACACGCUGGGCGCCUACGCGGUACUGCAGGCUGUAGCGCUCAGCGGCAAGUGCCAAGUCGUCGACGGUCGCGCGUGUACCGAACCUGGACGUGGACUCUGGCAACAACUCGCAUCCUGUUCUGCCCCGCUACGACCGUUUCAUCGCCUAUGCAACUAGCCUCCAAUAAUCAUUGUUGAUUUCUGUGCACAAUCCCGACCGACGUGCCAGGUGCUCCCGGUGUCCCUCCUUCAACAUCUCGUGGCAAGCUCAGGAUACAGUACGGAGCCGACGUCCUCUUGUGGACUCGAGUGUCCCUCUCAGCCGCAAGAUGGCCGCCACAGAACGUCCUAUCUUCCGGCUACUGCUGAUUGGCCUAGUGUUUCAUCUGGUGUACAUUGGCACUGUGUUCGACUGUUACUUCACGAGCCCAGUCGUCCAUGGCAUGCGAACGUUCAAGGCAAAGCAUGGAGAGGCAAAGCGUUUGGUUCUCAUCGUCGCGGACGGUCUGCGGGCGGACCUUGCAUUGGCGCAGAAUCCCUUCCCUUCAAUACCAUCUGCGCCUGAGUUCGCUGCGCCGUACCUUCGCUCUAUCAUUGAGUCCAGAGGUGCCUUUGGAAUAUCUCAUACACGCGUUCCUACAGAGAGUCGGCCUGGACAUGUGGCAUUGAUUGGUGGCAUGUACGAGGACGUGUCUGCAGUAACGAAAGGAUGGAAGACGAACCCAGUUGACUUCGACUCCGUCUUCAACCAAUCGAGCCAUACAUUCUCAUUCGGGUCUCCAGACAUCUUGCCCAUGUUUGCGAGGGGCGCAACACCGGGAAAGGUGGACAUGUGGUGCUACGAUGAGGACGAAGAAGACUUCACGAAGGACGCAACGGCACUAGAUGUGUGGGUACUGGAGCACCUGCGAACAUUGCUUCACAAUGCCACUACGGACCGUAACCUGGACCGCACGCUGCAUCAGGAACAGACCAUAUUUUUCCUCCAUCUACUCGGCCUCGACACUACAGGUCAUUCCUACCGGCCACACUCUCCAGAGUACAUGGCGAAUAUUCAGGUCGUCGACGCGAUUGUACACCAAGUCGAGCAGCUCUUCACCGACUUCUACAAGGACACCGAGACCGCAUACAUCUUCACUGCCGACCACGGGAUGUCCACGAUCGGCAACCACGGCGACGGACACCCAGACAACACCCGCACGCCGCUCGUCGCGUGGGGAAAAGGCGUGCGGGGGCCGCUCCCAGACAUCUCGCCCUCCUCGCACGACACCUAUUCCGCCGCAUGGCGCCUCGACCACCUCCUGCGGCGCGACGUCGAGCAGGCGGACGUCGCCGCUCUCAUGGCUGCGCUCCUCGGGGUGCACUGGCCCGUCAACUCCGUCGGCGUCCUGCCGGACGUCGACCCCGCGCGCCCGGGAUACAUGGAGCCUGCAGGAGGCGAACGGGCUCUGGCGGAGGUGGCGCUCGUGAACGCGAGGGCUGUGUUGGAGCAUUAUCGUGUGAAGCAUGAGCUCAAGGAGGCCCAUGCGCUGUUCUACAAACCGUUUCCGUACUUCGCAGGCUCCCCGUCAGGUGAUCCUGGAGCUGAGUAUGUGAGGGGUAUCGAGCUUCUCAUCGAACGAGGGGAGUACACAGAAGCGAGGACGAUGGCGCAGAGGCUCAUACGAGCAACGCUCGAUGGUCUCCGGUAUCUCGAAACGUACGACCGCACGCUUGUGCGCGGGAUCGUCCUGGCGGCAUACCUCGGCUGGAUCGCCUUCGGCGCAGCGUCCAUCUUCCUGGCUGAAGACAAAGCAGCGAGUGGGACACGGAGAAGACAAUUUUCCAGUUUGGACGCCUUGGCCGCGACGUCACUGGUAGCAUUCUGGGCGGCGUUCGCUAAACAGCGCUCGCCUUGGACGUUCUAUUUGUACAUCUGCUUCCCGGUGUAUUUUUGGCACCAGGCACUGCUCAAGGCAAAGGCACCGCUCACAGUAUACCUCAAUGCCUCGCAGGAUCAUGUCUCGGACAUCCUCCACUUUACGGUCAAAGGGGCGGCCGUUGUCGCUGCGUUGGAGGGCAUGGUGGUCGGCUAUACCCAUCGCGAAGUCUGGAGCGUCGGAUUCGUCGCGAUUGGUGUACUGUGGCCUGUGGUAUUCAUGCGGAGAGACGUGUGGUCGAAACAUGCUUUGCUGCUGCUGGGAUGGAUCGUUGCAUGUCUGACUACUGCGGUGUUCCCUAUGCUUAGCGUGGAUAAGCAAGAGGAUCUGCGUACCAUAACCGCUUGCGCGAUUUGCAUGCUCACUGCUGGUAUAGCGGCUGGCGUCAAGGUACGCGUAGACCUCAAGGAAGAACGUCGCUUCAGGUUCGCUCUCGCAUUCCAAUGUCUUUUGAUCGCUGCGAGCCUCCUAGUCACCAUCUCUUCCGCACGGAGCCUACGCGCCAAGGCUGGCCUUCCGCCGGUGAACCAGGUAGUUGGGUGGGCGAUCUUCCUGACGGCGUCGGCAUUUCCCUUCGUCUUCAGGUUCCAACGUCUACCUGGCCUCGCACGGCUGAUGGUGUUCUUCCUCGCGUUCUCCGUCUGCUUCGUCAUACUGGCGAUCAGCGUCGAGGGUCUCUUUUACGUCGCCUUCUCUGCCACACUCCUGUUGUGGGUUGAUGUCGAGGCCGCUGUGCAGACAACGCAAGAUCCGCGAAAUUCUGAUACAGCGAAGCUGUCCGCAUACAAACCGCGAUCCGAUGACUUCCGGAUCGCGGUGUUCUUCUUGUUCUUCGUACAGGUGGCUUUCUUCGGAACGGGAAAUGUUGCAUCGAUAUCGUCGUUUUACCUCGAACCCGUGUACCGUCUCGUCCCCGUCUUCAAUCCGUUCCUGAUGGCCGUGCUACUGAUAUUCAAGAUCAUCGCACCGUACAUCAUCCUAGCGAUGUGCCUCAAUUUACUAAACACUCGCCUGCACCUGCCUCCCUUCAGUCUAUUCCUCGUUGCACUGACACUCACAGACGUCAUGACCAUGACAUUCUUCUUCAAUGUCACCGAUACGGGAUCGUGGCUUGAGAUCGGCCAGUCUAUCACGUUCUUCGUCAUCAGCUCCUUGCUGCUCGUGUGGGCGGCAGGUACGUGUGCCGUAGGCGAAGUCCUCAUGGGCGAAAAGGAUGUCUUCGAGCGGACCAAGGGCAAGGUGGACUGAUUGUGGGUACUCAUUCCUCUCUGCACUUGUGCAUGGAGCAUGCUGCAGACGCCCCUUUGGCAAAAGGAUAACGUAUGGUAUAUUCUCCUGGCUAAUGAGAUUAUUUGCGAUGUGGUUGGAACAUUGACCGUUUGAUGAAGCUAUGCAUAACAUUGACACGGCCCACGAGUAUGGAAGAAUGGUCCCGUUUCCUAGAUUAUGUGGGACUCCUCGUUGACGCAAUCAAUGCACCUCGUACGGAGAGUAUCGAUCAAG
Rhodofomes roseus is the source of this 3409-nucleotide messenger RNA. RefSeq names its product alkaline phosphatase-like protein. Gene Ontology annotation, biological process: GPI anchor biosynthetic process. The record is from RefSeq and is a predicted model, not a curated record. Gene Ontology annotation, molecular function: mannose-ethanolamine phosphotransferase activity. Gene Ontology annotation, cellular component: endoplasmic reticulum membrane. The transcript has 19 exons. Bases 317 to 3154 code for a protein of 945 amino acids. Lineage: Eukaryota; Fungi; Basidiomycota; Agaricomycetes; Polyporales; Fomitopsidaceae.